Phaedon cochleariae (mustard beetle) is the source of this 5637-nucleotide messenger RNA. NCBI's taxonomy places the organism in Eukaryota, Metazoa, Arthropoda, Insecta, Coleoptera, Chrysomelidae. The record is from the annotation of a GenBank genome assembly.
GGUGUCUCGCGUCAAGAAGUAGCUGUCACUGUCUGCGCUGUAGAUUGCGCACAAAAAAUUUGGUGUGUGACUUGUGGGCACCGAGCAUCCCUAUCGAAUAAUCGAAGCGAAAAAACAAGAUCCUAUUACCAGUUUACCUUUAUUUCGAGCAAAACAAGAAUCUACCCGACGACGAAAUGGAAAUAAGAAAGCUAAUAGAUCUUCUGAGGGCAACCAUAGACCCCAAUCAAAGGCAACAAGCAGAGCUUCAACUGGAUCAAAUCCACAAGAUCAUCGGCUUCGCCCCGUCGCUGCUCCAAGUGAUCAUGAUGUCGGACUGCGACAUGCCCGUAAGGCAGGCGGGCGCCAUCUACCUCAAGAACCUCGUGUCGACGAGCUGGCAGGAUCGCGAAGCGGAGCCCUGCCAGCCCACGCCCUUCGCUCUGCACGAACAGGACAGGUCUCUCAUCCGGGAUAGCAUCGUUGACGCAGUCGUACACGCGCCCGAUUUGAUACGGACGCAACUUUGCACGUGCGUCAAUCACAUGGUCAAGCACGAUUUUCCGGGAAGGUGGACGCAGAUCGUCGACAAGAUCAGUGUAUAUUUAUCGAAUCCCGACCCCAGCGGUUGGCUGGGGUCGCUGCUGUGCCUCUACCAGCUAGUCAAAAAUUUCGAGUACAAAAAGGCGGAGGAGAGAGGCCCCCUGCACGAAGCCAUGAACCUGUUGCUACCACAAUUGUACCAGCUCGAGGUCCGCUUACUGCCUGAUCCGUCGGAGCAAUCGGUGCUGCUGCAGAAGCAAGGACUCAAGGUGUAUUUCGCUCUCACCCAGUACAUAUUGCCCCUGGACCUGAUCAGCAGGGAGUGUUUCGCCCAGUGGAUGGAAGUUUGUAGACAGGUGGUGGAACGUCCCGUGCCGCCCGCCGCUCUGCAACCCGACGAGGACGAGCGGCCCGACCUGCCGUGGUGGAAGUGCAAAAAGUGGGCGUUGCACGUGCUGUACAGGAUGUUCGAGCGCUACGGCAGUCCCGGCCACGUCACCAAGGAGUACAACGAGUUCGCCGAAUGGUAUCUGCAGACGUUCAGCUCCGGCAUCCUAGAGGUGUUACUGCGCGUGCUCGACAGCUACCGAGGCGGGCAUUGGGUGCCGCCUCGCGUCCUCCAACAAACUCUCAACUACCUCAACCAGGCCGUCUCCCACGGUCACACCUGGAAGAUACUCAAGCCGCACAUGCCCGCCAUCAUACAGGACGUCCUCUUCCCGCUGAUGAGCUACUCGGCCGAGGACCACGAGCUGUGGACGGUCGAUCCGCACGAAUACAUUCGUGUCAAGUUCGACGUGUUCGAGGACUUCGUGUCUCCAGUAACCGCCUCCCAGACCCUCCUCCAUUCCUCUUGCAAGAAGCGCAAAGGCGUGCUGCAGAAGACGAUGCUGAUGCUGACGCAAGUGUUGACGAACGCGGCGACGGAGCCUGCGCAGAAGGACGGCGCGCUGCACAUGGUCGGCUCGUUGGCCGACGUGCUGCUCAAGAAGAAGGUGUACCGCGAUCAGCUCGACACGCUGUUCGUCAAGUACGUGUUCCCGGAGUUCAGGAGCGACAGGGGGCACAUGCGCGCCAGGGCCUGUUGGGUAAUGCAUUAUUUCGCCGAAUACUCGUCCAACGUUCUAAUGGACGCCGUCAAUUUGACAGUCCACGCUCUGCUGUACGACAAAGAUCUGCCGGUCAAAGUCGAAGCGGCCAUCGCCUUGCAGUCUCUGCUAAACCAUCAAGACAAAGCGCAAAAGUUCAUCGAGCCUCAGGUGAAACAAAUCGCUCUGGAACUGCUCACGAUCAUCCGAGAAACGGAAAACGAGGACGUGACCGGCGUCAUGCAAAAGCUGGUGUGCGUCUACACGCAACAGCUGACGCCGAUCGCCGUCGAGAUAUGCCAGCACCUGGCCGCCACCUUCAAUCAAGUGUUGGACACCGACGAGGGCUCCGACGAGAAGGCGAUCACAGCGAUGGGGCUGCUCAACACCAUCGAGACGCUGCUCACUGUUAUGGACGAACAGCCCGAGGUUAUGCAGCUUUUGGAGCCGACAGUUCUGCAAGUCAUAGCACAUGUGCUGCAAAACGAGGUACACGAAUUCUACGAGGAGGUGUUGGCUUUGAUCUACGAUCUCACCAGCAAGCAGAUUUCGCCCGACAUGUGGAAGGUGUUCGAAUUGUUGUAUCAAGUUUUCAUGAAGAAUGGCAUUGAUCACUUCACUGACAUGAUGCCGGCCCUCCACAAUUACAUCACAAUCGAUACCAACGCCUUUCUAUCGAACGAACAACGUCUGUUAGCUAUUUUCAACAUGUGCAAAGAAAUACUUACCAAGAUCCACAAGAUCAUCGGCUUCGCCCCGUCGCUGCUCCAAGUGAUCAUGAUGUCGGACUGCGACAUGCCCGUAAGACAGGCGGGCGCCAUCUACCUCAAGAACCUCGUGUCGACGAGCUGGCAGGAUCGCGAAGCGGAGCCCUGCCAGCCCACGCCCUUCGCUCUGCACGAACAGGACAGGUCUCUCAUCCGGGAUAGCAUCGUUGACGCAGUCGUACACGCGCCCGAUUUGAUACGGACGCAACUUUGCACGUGCGUCAAUCACAUGGUCAAGCACGAUUUUCCGGGAAGGUGGACGCAGAUCGUCGACAAGAUCAGUGUAUAUUUAUCGAAUCCCGAUCCCAGCGGUUGGCUGGGGUCGCUGCUGUGCCUCUACCAGCUAGUCAAAAAUUUCGAGUACAAAAAGGCGGAGGAGAGAGGCCCCCUGCACGAGGCCAUGAACCUGUUGCUACCACAAUUGUACCAGCUCGAGGUCCGCUUACUGCCCGAUCCUUCGGAGCAAUCGGUGCUGCUGCAGAAGCAAGGACUCAAGGUGUAUUUCGCUCUCACACAGUACAUAUUGCCCCUGGACCUGAUCAGCAGGGAGUGUUUCGCCCAGUGGAUGGAAGUUUGUAGACAGGUGGUGGAACGUCCCGUGCCGCCCGCCGCUCUGCAACCCGACGAGGACGAGCGGCCCGACCUGCCGUGGUGGAAGUGCAAAAAGUGGGCGUUGCACGUGCUGUACAGGAUGUUCGAGCGCUACGGCAGUCCCGGCCACGUCACCAAGGAGUACAACGAGUUCGCCGAAUGGUAUCUGCAGACGUUCAGCUCCGGCAUCCUAGAGGUGUUACUGCGCGUGCUCGACAGCUACCGAGGCGGGCAUUGGGUGCCGCCUCGCGUCCUCCAACAAACUCUCAACUACCUCAACCAGGCCGUCUCCCACGGUCACACCUGGAAGAUACUCAAGCCGCACAUGCCCGCCAUCAUACAGGACGUCCUCUUCCCGCUGAUGAGCUACUCGGCCGAGGACCACGAGCUGUGGACGGUCGAUCCGCACGAAUACAUUAGAGUCAAGUUCGACGUGUUCGAGGACUUCGUGUCCCCAGUAACCGCCUCGCAGACCCUCCUCCAUUCCUCUUGCAAGAAGCGCAAAGGCGUGCUGCAAAAGACGAUGCUGAUGCUGACGCAAGUGUUGACGAACGCGGCGACGGAGCCUGCGCAGAAGGACGGCGCGCUGCACAUGGUCGGCUCGCUGGCCGACGUGCUGCUCAAGAAGAAGGUGUACCGCGAUCAGCUCGACACGCUGUUCGUCAAGUACGUGUUCCCGGAGUUCAGGAGCGACAGGGGGCACAUGCGAGCCAGGGCCUGUUGGGUAAUGCAUUAUUUCGCCGAAUACUCGUCCAACGUUCUAAUGGACGCCGUCAAUUUGACAGUCCACGCUCUGCUGUACGACAAAGAUCUGCCGGUCAAAGUCGAAGCGGCCAUCGCCUUGCAGUCUCUGCUGAACCACCAAGACAAAGCGCAAAAGUUCAUCGAGCCUCAGGUGAAACAAAUCGCUCUGGAACUGCUCACGAUCAUCCGAGAAACGGAAAACGAGGACGUGACAGGCGUCAUGCAGAAGCUGGUGUGCGUCUACACGCAACAGCUGACGCCGAUCGCCGUCGAGAUAUGCCAGCACUUGGCCGCCACCUUCAAUCAAGUCUUGGACACCGACGAGGGCUCCGACGAGAAGGCGAUCACAGCGAUGGGGCUGCUCAACACCAUCGAGACGCUGCUCACUGUUAUGGACGAACAGCCCGAGGUUAUGCAGCUUUUGGAGCCGACAGUUCUGCAAGUCAUAGCACACGUGCUGCAAAACGAGGUUCACGAAUUCUACGAGGAGGUGUUGGCUUUGAUCUACGAUCUCACCAGCAAGCAGAUUUCGCCCGACAUGUGGAAGGUGUUCGAACUGUUGUAUCAAGUAUUCAUGAAAAAUGGCAUCGAUCACUUCACUGACAUGAUGCCAGCCCUCCACAACUACAUCACAAUCGAUACCAACGCUUUUCUAUCGAACGAACAACGUCUAUUAGCUAUUUUCAACAUGUGCAAAGAAAUACUUACCAAGGAUUGCGGAGAGGAUCCCGAAUCUCACGCCGCCAAACUGUUGGAGGUCGUUCUUCUGCAGUGCCGGAAAAAGAUCGACCAGGCGGCUCCCAUGUUAGUCGAGUUGGCCGCCACCAGGCUGCUGAGGGAGGUGAAGACCAGCGAGCUCAGAACGAUGUUGCUGCAGGUGCUGAUCGCCGCCCUCUACUACGACCCUCAGCUACUCUUCUCAGUAUUGCAAAAAAUGCCCGACUUCACGAACCACUUCAUCAAGCAAUGGCUGCACGACGCCGACUGCUUCCUCGGCAUCCACGACAGAAAACUGUGCGUUCUUGGGCUGUGCACCCUCAUCACGAUGCCGACACGGCCGCCCGCCCUGCUCGAGGUGGCCGGCAAGGUGGUGCCCUCCCUCAUCCUCCUCUUCGACGGUUUGAAGAGGGCGUACGCGGCCAAGGCGGCAGAGGGGGCCGAGGAGGAGGAGAGCGACAGCUCGGACGGCGAGAUCGAGGGCGACCUGCUCAGUUCCGACGAGGACGAACUCGACGACCAAGGUCAAGACUACCUGGAGAACUUGUCGAGACGGGCGACGAGCGCCGCGGCGCCGCAGGGCAUGAGCGUCGCGGCGACCAUCAACGACCUCGUCGACGGCUCCGACGACGAUGACGACGACAGCGACUUCGAGGCCAACGAGGAGACGGUGCUGGAAUCGUACACGACGCCGCUGGACGACGAGGAUUGCGACGUGGACGAGUACCAGGCGUUCAAGCAGGUCAUGACCGCUCUACAAAAUCAGGAUCCCGAUUGGUAUAACGCACUGACGAACGGUCUAACCGAAGCACAAGUGAAGUCGUUGGGGGAGAUUUGCGUACUGGCCGAACAGAGGGCGGCCGCUAGGGAAAGUAAAAGAAUUGAACAGCAAGGAGGUUAUAUAUUCACACAACAAGCGGUGCCAACAUCUUUCAAAUUCGGCGAUGGAAAUUCAUGAAUGUGUUUGUUUUCCGUCUAUUAUAUUCAUUGACUGAUUGUAAAAUUGACUCUGUUGACCUGUGAAGUGAUUGUACAGUUCCGAUUAAAAAUCAUCUUUUUCAUUUUUUGAUUAAGUGCCUUUUUAUUAGAUUGUAUUUGUAAUUUAAAUUGAUUAAAUUAUAUAGUGGUGAGACACCAAAACAGCAUGCAGUUUUCUCUUGUAAAUAGCUUUUGUUUUAUGAUUGAUAAAAUAAACGUCUUUUUAUGUU